UAGUCAUUGUUGUCGAAGUUGUGGAUCUUGUGGUGUUGGAGGUGUACACACAACAACAAAGCCCUAUUCAAGAACAUUGAACAAAAUAACAUUUCAAUAUUGACAUUGUACCAGUCUGUGAUCCCCAUUCAAUUCAUUUGCAUGUAGCGAAGAUUCAUUCCGCUACACUUAAUCCCGAUCAUGGCAACUGCUAAAGGGAAGUCCCCAGAACCAGAGAGUGGCAAUAGCCUGGCCAACCUUCUAUCUGGGAUGCAUAUGGGUGACAAUGUGAAUGUUUUACACACAAAUGGGAUUGAUUUUUCUACUGUAAAUACCAAGGAUGCCCUUAUUAAACCGACUGAAAGUCAAUAUGACCUCUUAAUAAAAAUGCAAUAUUUAAUUGAAAUGGGUAAUGGUGAAACCAUACUUGAAGUUGGAGCUGGUGAAGGUGAGGAAAGUGGAUUGACUAAAGAAGAUUAUAAAGCUUCUGUGGCAACGCUUGAAUCUAUAGCAACGACGUUGGAAGCCGAUUGCGUGUUGCUUCGAGAAAGGAGCUCUGAAUGUGGAAUUAUUGGCCAAUAUCUCAUUCGUCAUCGAGCAGAACAAGAAGAUUUUGUUGAAAUUCGUGUCGCUGUAGUCGGUAAUGUUGACGCGGGUAAAUCGACCCUGCUUGGCGUUUUGACUCAUGGUGACUUGGACAAUGGUCGAGGACUCGCUCGCCAGAAACUUUUUCGUCACAAACAUGAAAUUGAAACAGGAAGAACGUCGUCAGUUGGCAAUGACAUCCUUGGUUUCGAUAGUAGUGGAAAUGUAGUCAAUGAGCCUGACCACGGCACACUAGAUUGGGUCAAAAUCUGCUCAAAAGCAACAAAGGUAGUGACCUUCAUCGAUUUGGCUGGCCAUGAAAAGUACUUGAAAACAACUGUGUUUGGAAUGACGGGACAUGUUCCUGACUUUACAAUGUUGAUGGUUGGAGCCAACGCGGGCAUUGUAGGAAUGACAAAAGAACAUUUAGGGCUCGCAUUAGCGCUGAACGUUCCUGUGUUUGUCGUCGUAACCAAAGUUGACAUGUGUCCGGCCAACGUUUUACAAGACACGCUCAGGCUCUUAUUGAAAGUUCUAAAAUCGCCUGGUUGUCGGAAAACACCGCUUCUGGUUCGCACUAAAGAUGAUGUUGUCUUAAGCGCCACAAAUUUCGUUUCUGAACGGCUGUGUCCAAUUUUUCAAGUAUCUAACGUUACGGGACUAAACCUUGACCUUCUCAAAACGUUUAUGAACUUGUUGAGUGCUCGAAUGACGCCAGGCGCUGAUGAACCAGCGGAAUUUUCAAUAGAUGAUUCGUAUUCUGUUCCUGGAGUUGGCACAGUUGUGUCGGGAACAACGUUACGCGGGACAAUUCGAUUGAACGAUACUCUACUCCUUGGACCUGACCCUGUUGGACAAUUUAUUCCGAUUGCCAUUAAAAGUAUACAUCGUAAGCGGAUGCCAGUUAAAGAAGUCCGUGGUGGUCAAACGGCCUCUUUCGCGCUUAAAAAAAUUAAAAGGUCGCAAAUCAGGAAAGGAAUGGUGUUGGUUUCACCGCUUCUUAACCCUACAGCAUCGUGGGAAUUCGAGGGAGAAAUUCUGGUCCUUCACCACCCAACGACGAUUAGCACAAGAUAUCAGGCAAUGGUUCACUGUGGAUCUUUGCGGCAGACAGCCCAAAUCCAGUCCAUGUCCCAGGAAUGUUUGCGCACGGGAGAUAAAGCUUUAGUUCAUUUCCGCUUCAUUAAGCAUCCAGAGUACAUUAAACCUGGUUUGAGAUUGGUUUUCCGGGAAGGAAGAACUAAAGCAGUUGGGAACGUUGUACGAGCAAUUCCCCAUACAGUUCAAAUGCAAACCAGUAAUCGCUCGAAGCCAACAAAAAUGCAACGAUACUCUCAACAGCAACAACAGCAAUCACAGAGUAGUGAACUGCAGGACAAUGGAGAAAAACUUGAAAAUCAGCCCCAGAAACCGUCAAAGAGGAAUCGGGGGCGUCGCACGUAUAGUAAUCCGUUAGUUUCAACGGCGAAUGUUAAAGAUAAUUGACCUUUUUUCGUCGUUAUUGCUGUCACAUCAAGGGCUGGGUUUUUGAUCACCUCUUGGAUCUCUAAAUUUUCAAAUGUUUUAAUCAAGCAAAUUUGGUGUAGCAGCACUACUUUAUUGACACACUAUGAGGAAUACAACAUUCUUGGAAGAUA
Molecule: messenger RNA, 2201 nt
Organism: Daphnia magna
Lineage: Eukaryota; Metazoa; Arthropoda; Branchiopoda; Diplostraca; Daphniidae
Gene: GTPBP1
Product: GTP-binding protein 1
Biological process (GO): translational elongation
Molecular function (GO): GTP binding; GTPase activity; translation elongation factor activity
Source: RefSeq, a predicted model, not a curated record